Molecule: messenger RNA, 699 nt
Organism: Dovyalis caffra
Lineage: Eukaryota; Viridiplantae; Streptophyta; Magnoliopsida; Malpighiales; Salicaceae
Source: the annotation of a GenBank genome assembly
AUGUCGGACGAGGAGCACCACUUUGAAUCAAAGGCUGAUGCUGGAGCCUCUAAGACUUACCCCCAACAAGCUGGUACUAUCCGCAAGAAUGGCUAUAUAGUCAUCAAGAACCGCCCUUGCAAGGUUGUUGAGGUUUCCACCUCAAAGACUGGCAAGCAUGGACAUGCUAAGUGCCACUUUGUGGGAAUUGAUAUAUUUAAUGGGAAAAAGCUUGAAGAUAUUGUUCCUUCAUCUCACAACUGUGAUGUUCCCCAUGUUAAUCGUACUGAUUAUCAGCUGAUUGAUAUCUCUGAAGAUGGUUUUGUUAGUCUUUUGACUGAAAAUGGAAACACCAAGGAUGAUCUGAGGCUUCCCACCGAUGACAAUCUGCUUAGUCAGAUUAAAGAUGGGUUUGGUGAAGGGAAGGACCUUGUGGUGACUGUCAUGUCUGCCAUGGGAGAGGAGCAGAUCUGUGCCCUUAAGGACAUUGCUGCUGCCACUCCCAAGUGUUUGCAUGUUAAAAUCAUGGUUCAACAAGAAGUUUUGUACGAGGAAUAUGAUAUUCGUGACUCAUGGCUUCAGAAAAUCGAACGAAUUUUAAUGCAGGUUCAGGCCAGGGACAAACUUAACGCUCAAGAUGGAUUUGCAAUGUGGGUAGGAGAAUUCAAGGAUGCAAAUUUUCCCUUUCGUCCAUUAGAUGUCAUCCCGCUAAAGAUGUAA